AAACAAGAUUUUUUAAAGUGAAGAAAACUAGAAAUAAGAAAGAGAAGCAAAAAGAAAAAGCAAAAAACAAUAAAGGACAAAAAGAAGAAACAGCAAUUAUACAGCAAAUUAAAAAACACCAAAGCAUAUUGCAAGAAAUAUUAAAGAAACUUGACAGACUUGAUAAUAGGCAGAGUAAUUCUGCCUAUAGCUCCUAA
This is a messenger RNA of Racocetra persica, 197 nucleotides long. The record is from the annotation of a GenBank genome assembly. Lineage: Eukaryota; Fungi; Glomeromycota; Glomeromycetes; Diversisporales; Gigasporaceae.